GAAAAUAUAUUUGAUCGACCCAGAAUGACCCCAAAGACUCCCAUGAAAAAUGAGCCCAUUGAUUUGUCCAAGCAAAAAAACUGUACUCCUGAGAGAAGCCCAAUUACACCUGUGAAGCUGACCGACAAGCCUCUUGCAGAUCCAUGGACUCCAACAGCUAACCUAAAGAUGCUUAUUAGUGCUGCUAGUCCUGACAUGCGGGACAGGGAAAAGAAAAAAGAACUCUUCAGACCAAUUGAGAACAAUGAAUUUAGCGAUGCUCUCCCCGAUUCCUCACAGGAGUUGAACGCAGGCGGAUUUAUGAUAUAGUGAAUGUCCUGGAAUCUCUUGAUCUUGUUAGCCGAGUGGCUAAGAAUCAGUAUUGUUGGCAUGGUCGCCACAGUUUGAGCCAGACUCUGAAAAAACUUCAAGAAAUAGGAGAGCUUCAAAAAUAUGAAGAACUCAUGACUUCUUUCCAGCAGAAAGAACUUGACUUUGAGUGUAGAUUUGGAGAACACAAAAAAGAGAGCUUUGUAGAUUUCCAAGAUCGACAGUUGCUUGACUUCUCAGAGACAGAUUGUCCAUCUGCGUCUGCAAACAGCAGAAAGGACAAGUCGUUGAGGAUUAUGAGCCAGAAAUUUGUCAUGUUGUUCCUUGUCUCCAAGACCAAGAUAGUUACUCUUGACAUAGCAGCAAAAAUAUUGAUAGAAGAAAGCCAGGAUACUGCUGAUCACAGCAAGUUUAAAACAAAGGUAAGAAGACUGUAUGAUAUCGCUAAUGUCUUGACAAGUCUUGGGCUGAUCAAGAAAGUGCAUGUAACAGAAGAAAGAGGUCGUAAACCAGCCUUCAAAUGGAUUGGGCCUGUGGAAUUCACUGGAAAUAAUGAUGAUAUAAAAAUGGAAGUUCGAACCUUUGCUACUCUUACUGAAGUGAAAAGACCAACCCGUAUUCCACAUCAAGCUUGUUCUAAUAGAAAAGACCGAAUGUCACGCCAUGCUUCUUUUAGCAUUCCUCAGUCUUCUGAAAUGGUCAAGAGGAAAGUUAGUUCUGAACCAAGCAGCCCACACAAAGAGAGACAAGAUGAUUACUGUUCCAAAAUGAUAAACCUAGCAUCUGUUUGCUGCCAGAAUUUGGAAGAUAACAAAAGAAGUAUUGAAGCAGCAAGAAAUCUGGGCAUCAUUUCUUCCUUCUCGGUUUUUCCUGUUCCAGAAGAUUCAGACUAUUGUGCUAAUGUCUUCCCUUGCUUUCCUGAAAAGACCAACUCAGAUGCAUCACAUCGGUCUUUACCAAAUGGAAUAAACAAUCAAAACAUACCAUCUUCUGCUGUAUCAGCUUGCAAAACUGAGACUGGGGAAACCAAUGCACUCCCCAGCCAACCUUUUGUUUACUUGCCAUCUGCAUCCCUUUAUAUGCUGUGUGGGAAACUUCAUGAAAGUCAACCACGGGAAAAUUUGCCAGAAAAAAGAAGUGAAGACACAGGUGGCCACAUUUCCCCCUGCUCAUUAGAAACCACAAAAUCUCCAGUUAACUUUCGCAAGCGGAGUUCCCAGAAGUGUGUACCUCCCACUGCAGCUCCAUCUGAAGAGGCACCUAUAGCCAAAAGACAAAGCCUGGAGCAGAGUGAUGGUCCCAUUUCAUUAGUAGUAUCCAAGAAAACCAUUCAGCCAGCUGACGCAAACAAUAACUGCAGCUCCCGUGACCAGCAGAAAGGCCUUCAGUUCGAAUCAGGGACUUCUGAAAUUCUGGAAACUGUCAUAACAGAAACCCAGAACCAUGAAGAAUCACAUAGGAAUAAAAAUGUAAAAGAAAACUUGAAAGAAAAGGAACAAACCUCUCAGGAAAAUAGCAAACCAUCUUUUUUACCACAGUAUCUCUACGUACAGCCUGCAGCUGCGUAACGCUUCCAGGAGUGUUCUAAUUGUGGUACAACCAUGCCUGAAGCUCUAUGUUAUUUCUGAGAAGGCUCAAACACAUCCAGUGAUAUUCAGUGAAGUUCAAAUGGUAUUUUGAGCUCAACGUGUUGAAUGCGAAAAUUUACAGGUCAUUGCUCUUUUGUCUUUAUCCUUGAGAAGACAGGAUUUUGCUGUAUUUGGUAUCUUUUUCUUUCUUUCUUUUAUUUUAGGAUUAAAUGGUUUAAA
Thamnophis sirtalis is the source of this 2117-nucleotide messenger RNA. The record is from RefSeq and is a predicted model, not a curated record. Lineage: Eukaryota; Metazoa; Chordata; Lepidosauria; Squamata; Natricidae.